AUGUUCACAGUUUGUUUACCGAAACAGCUUUUCAGAGUGCACAGGGACGCCUGCUUUGUUGGCGGUUACGCACCAGCGACAACACCCGGCUGGUGCGCACUGACUAGGGGAGCGGCGAGGCCCGCAGCCCGAGUCGCGAACCAGCGUGCCUCGAACACCCUGCAGAGACGCCUGCGCAGCGCCGCCGAAGGGGAAGCUUCAGGGAAGCCUGCACCCGGAGAGGCGCAACAGGCUACAUGGGUGGCUGUGAAAGCGGCCAUCGUCAUUGAAUCACCGCGUUCGCUGGUGUACCGGCUGUUUGCUGACCUCGAUCGGGUCAAGGAUUGGUCGGCUUCGCUGGCCCAGUGCCAGCGGUCGGAGUCGGAGCCUGGGGUCGUGGAGUGGAAGUUUUCAUGGCAGAGCGUGGAGCUGGAAUGGAAGACUCGCGAUACGCGCAUCAUUCCGAAUCAACGAAUAGAGUGGCGGAGCAUCUCCGGCCUCGAGCACUAUGGCGCAGCACUCUUCGACGAUGCGAAGGAUAACACCUUUAUGAACAUCGAAUCAACACCAUGCACCAGACUGACCAUGCACAUUCGGUACGAUGCCAUGUCGCCGCUGGCAGCGGCGGUUCUCCGAACGGGCGUUGUUCGGAACUUUGUCGAGACGGCGAUCCGCAUGGAUCUGAAUCGCUUUCGCGACUAUUGUCUGCGACAGCAAAUGCUCGAGAGGCGGCGAGCACGAAAUCCCUCUGGCUAG
Molecule: messenger RNA, 735 nt
Organism: Cyanidioschyzon merolae strain 10D
Lineage: Eukaryota; Rhodophyta; Bangiophyceae; Cyanidiales; Cyanidiaceae
Exons: 1
Coding region: 1-735 (244 amino acids)
Source: RefSeq, a predicted model, not a curated record